Molecule: messenger RNA, 799 nt
Organism: Diorhabda sublineata
Lineage: Eukaryota; Metazoa; Arthropoda; Insecta; Coleoptera; Chrysomelidae
Product: endocuticle structural glycoprotein SgAbd-1-like
Exons: 4
Coding region: 1-645 (214 amino acids)
Cellular component (GO): chitin-based extracellular matrix
Molecular function (GO): structural constituent of chitin-based larval cuticle
Source: RefSeq, a predicted model, not a curated record
AUGAAAUUUUUGAUUGUUUUUGUAGUGGUGUUUGGAGCCUGCUUGGCGAAUCCACAAAGGCGACCUCAGUCGUAUUACGACAAUAAUCAAGACCAACAACAAAACACUGCACAAAAUUACCAAGACAAUACUGCGCAGCAGUAUCAACAAAAUUUGGUCCAAGAACAACAAAAUGUAGACAAUCGUCGGUAUCAAGAACCUAACGAAAAAGUUAUUAAGUUCAUUCCGAUUAUCAGAUUUGAUAAAGAACAAGGAGAAGAUGGUAGUUACAAAGCAUCUUAUGAAACCGGAAAUAACAUCAUUGCAGAAGAAGAAGGAUAUUUAAAAGAACUUGGACCGGAUCCUGAAGAAGCCGGAAAAACCAUCAAAUCCCAAGUACAACUAGGUCGUUUUACUUACACUUCCCCAGAUGGAACAGUUAUUGAAACUAAAUACACUGCAGAUGAAAAUGGUUUCCACGCUGAAGGUGAUCACUUACCAACACCGCCGCCAGUUAGUCCCGAAGUACAAAAAGGACUAGACCUCAUUUUCGCUGGAAUUAGAGCGCAGCAAGAAGCUGAUGCCCGUAGACUGCAAGAACACCCUGAGCUAAAGGACAGACCCCAACAAUAUGACGAUGGACAAUACAGACAAGAGCUACAAUAAUUUAACGAAAUAAUAAUCUUGCAUGUACAUUCUGUGAUUUCAUUAUUGUUUUUUCAACAACCCAUUUUUUCUUGUAGAGACUGAAUAAAAAAUCAUUGAUUACACCGUGGGUAACAACUUGAAGUAACAAAAAUAAAAAUUUUAUACCAACAGA